Messenger RNA from Camelus dromedarius (Arabian camel), 3181 nucleotides. RefSeq names its product KIAA0513 ortholog. The transcript has 15 exons. Bases 792 to 2024 code for a protein of 410 amino acids. The record is from RefSeq and is a predicted model, not a curated record. Lineage: Eukaryota; Metazoa; Chordata; Mammalia; Artiodactyla; Camelidae.
GCCGGGCACGGCUGCUGACUGACAGCUCGCGCGGGCCGGCGCCUCUGAAGGACCCGGCUCUGGGGCCGGCGCAGUGGCCGCGCCACCGAGCCCGACCGCGUCGGUUCGCUCCCCGGUCCCCGCGGCCGGCCGGCCCCCGCCGCGGUGAGAAGGGUCCCGCCGGCCCCCGUGAGGGGAGGGCGUGUCCAGGUUCUCCUGGCCGCGCGAGGGCUCUCCGAGGGGCGACAGCUGGAGCGCCCGGAGACCGGCGGAUUAGAAUUCUGCAGAGAAGCCAUCUGGAGCAGCCGGCACCUGAGAGCCGUGGGGCGGUACACCUGAAGCAGCCCUGGGACGCUGUUCAGAUGCCUUUGAAGCAAAGCAACAGCAGAAACCCAUUUCUCUUCACUUACAUUCAGAGAGCCUGAGAGCGUGUUUGCCAGAAGGACCUUAGAGAUCCAACCUGACCUCGGUGUCUCAGACGGGGUCCCCAGCCCAGAGCACAGAGGCCAUAGCCCACCACCCCUGCUGGCAAGAGGGGAGCCAGGGCUGGCCCCAACCACGACCCUUUCAUCUCGAGCUCUCUGAGCACCUGAGCUCCUGCACGCCCCAAUUGCUUUCCUGGCCCAGAAAGUUCUUUUGAGCUGAGAAGCCUUAGGGCCACGUGAGCAGCCCCAGAGGACUCCUCCCCAGUGGCCAGCAGCAACCAAGCAGCUCACACGCGCUCAGCCGCAGGCUCCCUCUGACUUGCCUGGGAACCCCAUCUGCCUGCCUCCCCACCCGCCCGGCGUCCUCGUAGCCUGCCCACCCGAGCCAUGGAGGCCCCUGAGGUCCCUGUGGGCUCGCUGAUUGACUUUGGGGCUGAGCCAUCCUCCUCCUCGCCCCUGGAGGUGCUGCCCCCAAAGCUGCAGGAUGGGGACAGCUCCCCGGGUGAGGGCGCAUCAGAGAGCGAGACCACGGAGUCCGCGGACAGCGAGAACGACAUGGGCGAGUCGCCCUCGCACCCGUCUUGGGGCCAGUACCGCCGCUCCUCCUCCAACGAGUCCUUCUCCUCCAACCAGAGCGCUGACUCGGCCAAGGACGAGGAGCCGCUGGAGCUCCGGGAGUUCAUGCGCAGCUACGUGGAGAAGAUCUUCUCCGGAGGGGAGGACUUGGACCAGGAGGAGAAGGCCCGGUUUGGAGAGUACUGCAGCAGUGAGGACGGGAAAGGCCGGGAAUGGUUCGCCCGGUAUGUGAGUGCCCAGCGCUGCAACGCCAGGUGCGUCUCGGAGCCGGCUUUCUACCGCCUGGUGCAGUCCUUUGCGGUGGUCCUGUUCGAGUGCCACCAGAUGGACGACUUCGGGCCGGCCAGGAACCUCAUGACCAUGUGCUUCACCUACUACCACAUCGGUAAACCACACCUACUCCGCUCAGAAUCCAAGGAGAAGCCGGCUGGGAGCAUCGACUCCUACUUGAAGUCGGCCAACAGCUGGUUAGCUGAGAAGAAGGACAUCGCGGAGCGGCUGCUGAAGAGCACAUCGGGCAAGACAGAGAGUGUCAAGGGCUUCUUUGGGCUGGAGACCAAGGCGAAGGGGCCCUUGGCCAGGAGAAACGAGGAGGAUGAGGGCAAGCCCCAGGAGAAGCCGCGGAAGACAGUGACUGUGUGCAGCCCGGAAGAGGAGAGCAGGGGGGAGAAGAUCUACCUGUACACGCACCUGAAGCAGCAACCCAUCUGGCACACGCUGAGGUUCUGGAAUGCGGCCUUUUUUGACGCUGUCCACUGUGAGAGGAGGAAGCGGUCCCCCACGACCAGAGGGGAUGCUGGAGAGGAGGAGAAGAAGAGGGAGAGGUGGAGCCACAUGACCCAGGAGGAGCGGGAUGACAGCCUGCGCUUCAACGAGAACAUCACCUUCGGGCAGCUGGGCACGUUCACACACAACAUGCUGGCGUUCGGGCUGAACAAGAAGCUGUGCACUGACUUCCUGAAGAAGCAGGCAGUGAUCGGCAGCCUGGACGAGGAGCAGUACAAGCUGCUGAGCGACCACAUCGAGCAGACGGCCACUGAGUAGCCGCGAGAGGUGGCCCAAGACACCCUCAGGACUGUGGCGCACGCCACUCUCCUGGGCCAGCGGCUGGCCGUCACUCCCCUGCAUGGCAUCGGCAGCACCUGGAGCCGCUCCACGCCGCCCUAGAACUAGCGGUUAGAAGAUUCUGGUCGCCCGUCCUCCCCGCCUCCCCUCUGCCUGUGUCUGCUCCCCCGUCCACGUGCCAAAGUGUCCCUGGGAUUACACGGCUAAAACCGAGGUGACUGUCCACACCUCUGGCAUCAGGCCUGUGGCCGAGACAGAGGAGGAGAGAGGAUGCCUGGUCCAGGGCAGGCGCAGUGUCAGUCACAGCCUCCUGGGGGAGAGGGUGGGGCGUCCGUGGGAAGGAGGGGUGAAGGCAGCCGUGAGCCAGCACAUGCUGGUGACUCGGGGCAGUCGCGGGUGACGAUCCGGGGUCCUCCCCUGCAGGGAUCUGGGGUUCUUCUCACAGUCAGGGCUCAUGCAGAGGCGGCAGUGGGCCUCUCUGCAUCAGUCUAGGGCUGGUGCUGGCUCUUCCCCGGCUCCCCCCUCCAUGUGACAGGGACUGGAGUGACAGGAUCCUCAAGGAGGAGAGAGAUGGGGACAGAGGACACUUUUUCCUGUCUACAGAAGGCCCGGCCGCAGUUGGGUGUGUGUGAGUGCUUUGGAGACGUCACAGGGAACCUAGGGGCCUGUGUCAGGCCAUCUGAGAGGUUCCUGGGCUCCUGGUAGCUUCCUUCUGAGCAGAGGAACUUCUGCCAUUCGAUCCUGGGGGUACCCUGGGGCUGUGCACCCCUUGACGAAGCACAGAAAAGUUUUUUCAGCAACUUCAAGACAGCCGCCCUUUAUGAAGCACACAGUGCUGCUCUUGAUUUCAAAAAAGACAGAAAGGUCUGUGUCAGUGCUACAGAUGGCGGGGCAGGGGCGGCUUCUGGCGGCGACCGCUUGAGAUGGGUUAGUAAGCGCUUGGGAGCCUCCGCCCCCCGCCCGGCGGCCCAGGGCCCGGAGGCUCUGAGGACUCUGCGGAUGCCCCUGGCCGGCUUGUGCCGGUGCCCGGGAGCCGGAGCUUUGCUCCCUGGGGUUGCACCGGGCACAGCCACCAGUCUGAGGGCGCUGGGUCUGACAGACAGGCUUCCAGCAUGCCGGCUGCCCUGCUGUGGAUA